Messenger RNA from Dioszegia hungarica, 1509 nucleotides. Its product is annotated as Met-10+ like-protein-domain-containing protein. The transcript has 9 exons. The record is from RefSeq and is a predicted model, not a curated record. Gene Ontology annotation, biological process: mitochondrial tRNA methylation; tRNA N1-guanine methylation. Gene Ontology annotation, cellular component: cytoplasm; mitochondrial matrix. Bases 1 to 1509 code for a protein of 502 amino acids. Lineage: Eukaryota; Fungi; Basidiomycota; Tremellomycetes; Tremellales; Bulleribasidiaceae.
AUGUCCGCCGUCGCCUCGUCCUCCAAGUCUCCGGCGCUGAAGUACCCGCCGGAAUCGCCGUCGCUUCUCCCCAAAGCAUGCCUCAGCGGAAUCAAGGGUCUUCAGAGUCUGGAUCCAGCGCGAUUCGUCACGCGCAUACCGAUCUUGUGUGCUCGAGUCGAUCCGGCAAAGGUUGCCGAGUUGAAGCGGCAUCCUAUGCUUCGAGGGCAGAUCAUCGACGUCAAGCGGAUACCGUCCGUCAUCCCCAUACCUGGCAAGCAGGAGAAAUUACUCCGGCUAAGAGUGGAAUCGGAAGACGAGCUGCCAGCUACCGUCCGGGAAUUCUUGCUUGCCAAGACGGAAGGGUUCGAGAAGGACGUGCUGGAGCUAGGAUAUGACUACUGGAGUGCAUCGGAUGUCUUGAAUGCUAUUCUGCCGGACACGGCCACCGGAGACCCGCCUUCAUCUUUCACCCAGACUGGACAUAUAGGACAUGUCAAUCUCCGAGACGAAUGGUUGCCCUAUAAGCACCUCAUUGGACAGGUCUUACUGGAUAAGAAUCACCAGAUGCGCACGAUCGUCAAUAAGCUGGACACGAUCCACGCCGAGUAUCGAUAUUUCGAUAUGGAGGUCUUAGCUGGCGAGCCAGAUUUCGUAGCUACAGUGAACGAAGGCAAUUGCACCUUCACCCUCGACUUCCGCUCCGUCUACUGGAACUCUCGCCUCGGCAACGAACACGACCGCCUCGUCUCGCUCUUCGCCCCAGGGGAGGUCGUAGCGGACGUCAUGGCUGGUGUCGGACCUUUCGCUAUCCCAGCAGCCAAGAAGGGAUGUCGGGUACUAGGGAAUGAUCUGAAUCCGGAGGGCGUCAAGUGGAUGGCUGUCAAUCGGGAGAAGAACAAGGUCCAAGCGAAUCUGCGCGUGUCCGAGACCGAUGGCCGAGCUUUCAUUCGGUCUGCGCCAUUAUCUAUCUGGAACGACCCCUUCCCGCCUGUUCAGAUCCCUACGUCCCGGAAGAAGAGGGAAAAGGCCGCUCGGCUCGCGCGUACCGGCGAUUCUUCCACCUCCACGUCAGAUCCAGCUUCAGCCGACGCUGUUUCCCCAUCCUCAUUACCACCACCACCGUCCGUAGCCGCGCCCUCCGCUUCAGUCCCCUCAGCGCCAGCGCCAGUCGAGCCGGAACGACAAGAAGUAUCUCACUUCGUCAUGAAUCUCCCCGACUCGGCGUUGACCUUCCUCGACGCGUACCGAGGUGCCUACAACGCCCUCGCUUCGGAAGCUAAGGCGGACGGGUACGAUCCCAGAUCUGCCAAAAUGCCUAUGGUGCAUGUUCACUGCUUUACGCGGGAGAUGGAACGUCCCGGCGCCGAGAAGGACAUCUGCCAGAGAGCCUCAAAGUAUCUCAAGUACCCGCUCGACAUGUCUGCUCCAGAGCUGAACCUCCACUUUGUCCGCUCCGUUGCGCCCAACAAGGACAUGUACUGCCUAUCGUUCAGAUUGCCUCGGGAAGUGGCCUUUGCGCGAGAUUAG